Molecule: messenger RNA, 675 nt
Organism: Lecanosticta acicola
Lineage: Eukaryota; Fungi; Ascomycota; Dothideomycetes; Mycosphaerellales; Mycosphaerellaceae
Source: the annotation of a GenBank genome assembly
AUGGCUUUCCUCGUCGACACCACAACAGCAGGCAUCUCCGUCGCCGUCCUCGUCCUCGCCGCUUCCUCCUACCUACUUCUCCGGCCGACAGCACUGGUCAAAUGGCUCCAGAAGAAGAAUUACCAGUACGAGGUCACAUUCGCGCUGUACAUGUUGACCCCGACGGAGAAGUUCAUCUUCAGUACGUCUCGCCCCUACGAGCCCCUAUCAUCCUCCCAACCCCAAUGCGACGAUCUUAACUCACCCUCUCGUAGACUCGGUCCUCUUCCUCACCGUCUCCCUCCUCCUCACCGCGACCAUCCUCUACCUCCCCGACCACCUCAUGACCAUGUCUCGACGAGCUUACUACUACUGCGCCGGCGACAAUAGCGCUGCGGCUGGCCUUUCGAGACAGGCCGUCACGACCGCGACGGGCUGGGCGCAGAAUGCAUACGCGGCCGUCGGGGGCAUGAAUAAGAGUGCGAGUGCUGUUGCCGUCGAGGCGGCUGCUGUCACGGCCGGACAAUUGGUUGCUGGGGAGUAAGGACCACAACCACAACAACAACAACAACAACAACAACAACAACAACAAACCCGUCCCGUAUUAUAGAAGUGUUUUGAUAUCGAAAUGGGAUCUUAGCGAGGCGUUUAGCAGGCGUUGUACCUUCUGGCAAUGGGACACGAAGAACUGUGUAA